Danaus plexippus (monarch butterfly) is the source of this 3898-nucleotide messenger RNA. RefSeq names its product E3 ubiquitin-protein ligase CBL (gene Cbl). The transcript has 13 exons. Gene Ontology annotation, cellular component: membrane raft; plasma membrane. Gene Ontology annotation, molecular function: calcium ion binding; ubiquitin protein ligase activity; SH3 domain binding. NCBI's taxonomy places the organism in Eukaryota, Metazoa, Arthropoda, Insecta, Lepidoptera, Nymphalidae. Gene Ontology annotation, biological process: cell surface receptor signaling pathway; negative regulation of epidermal growth factor-activated receptor activity. The record is from RefSeq and is a predicted model, not a curated record. The coding region runs from base 210 to 2702 and encodes 830 amino acids.
GGUUGUCACUUGUCAUACGCGUCGGGGAUGUGUCAGUGAGCGAUCGUUUUGCUACGUGAUGUAAAACAUUUGUUUCGUAAAUGUGGUGUGUUUGUGUAAUAAUGAGAAAACAUAUGUUAGACUAUAUAAUUAUAAAGUGAUAAACGUGUUUUAAGUUCAGUGUUUUGUUAAAAAGUUACUUUAUUUUGUAUGUCAUCGAGCUCUUCAAUAUGGCGGCUCCCCGUCACAAAUCACAACAGAAAAAUAUAUCUUCGAUAUUUUCUAAGUUACAUGGUGCUUUCUCUGAUGCUAUGUGUCAAACAAAGCUGACGACAGACAAACGGACUCUAGACAAAACUUGGAAGUUGAUGGACAAAGUGGUAAAACUAUGCCAGCAUCACAAAAUGAAUUUAAAAAAUAGUCCGCCGUUUAUUCUCGAUAUUUUACCUGACACAUAUCAGAGGUUGCGUAUUAUUUACUCCAAUUACGAAAACAACAUGCAGGAGUUGAAUAGCAACGAACAUUUUAAUAUAUUUAUAAUAAAUUUAAUAAGAAAAUGUAAGCAAGCUAUAAAAUUGUUCAAGGAGGGCAAGGAAAAGAUGUUCGACGAAAACUCACAUUUCAGACGUAAUUUGACAAAGUUGAGCCUUGUUUUUAGUCACAUGUUGAGCGAGUUGAAAGCUAUGUUCCCGAACGGUACCUUCGCUGGCGACCAGUUCCGUAUAACGAAAAGCGAUGCCGCCGAAUUCUGGAGAGCGAAUUUCGGUAACAGUACCCUUGUACCGUGGAAGCUGUUCCGCGAGGAGUUGAACAAUGUCCAUCCGUUAUCAUCAGGCUUGGAGACGAUGGCGUUGAAAACAACCAUCGAUCUCACGUGCAACGAUUUUAUAUCCAACUUCGAAUUUGACGUGUUCACGAGAUUAUUCCAGCCAUGGAGCACACUUCUUCGUAAUUGGCAGCUAUUAGCGGUCACCCAUCCUGGUUAUGUCGCGUUCCUAACGUACGACGAAGUCAAAGCUAGACUGCAGAAAUACAUACAUAAAGCCGGCAGCUACGUCUUUAGAUUAUCUUGUACGAGAUUGGGUCAAUGGGCCAUAGGUUAUGUGACCGUUGAUGGUGAGAUCUUGCAGACCAUACCACAGAACAAGAGUCUGGUUCAGGCUUUACUGGACGGUUAUAGAGAAGGAUUUUACUUAUAUCCCGACGGCCGUGACGCGAACCCAGAUCUCAGUAGUGCUAUAAUAUCACCGGCUGAGGAUCACAUAACAGUGACACAGGAGCAAUAUGAACUCUAUUGUGAAAUGGGCAGUACAUUUCAACUGUGCAAGAUAUGUGCGGAAAACGACAAGGACAUUAGAAUAGAACCAUGCGGACAUCUAUUGUGUACACCAUGCCUUACAGCCUGGCAGAUUGAUUCCGAGGGCCAGGGUUGUCCUUUCUGUAGGGCUGAAAUCAAAGGAACAGAGCAAGUGGUGGUGGACGCGUUUGUACCACCACGACCACCAAAUGAAUCCAAAAUACCAAACACUAAGACGGUUGUGAAGCCUGUGUCGUCUAAUUCAUCCGGUUCUUCCGGUUCAUCCGGUUGUAAUGGGUCGGAGGUGACGUCAUCAAGUCAUUCCAACGGAUGGUCAAGGAAUACUUUCAACGGCCUGACGGAUGACAUAGAUGAUUCUGAGGAUUGGGCUGAGUUCAACGCUGCUACAUCAACAAUCGAUGCCCUUCGACCGGGGGCCCGUUCAGCGGGGGCCUCGCCCCGCCACUCACCGCGGGCACCUCGCAAGGCCCCCAGUGCGGAAAACGCCUAUGGAGAAUUGGCGCCCCCUUUACCGCCACGGAAAAGCCUCUCGCCCGCAGAAAGUAUUGCCGCUUCAAGUGUUCAAGAUAUAGCCUCGGCUAGUAUUAUGGAACCACGUCGUCGUUCAUCGCUUGAACCGGAACCGGAUUCACGUCACCAUCUCACGUCUGUCAUCACCGGCUCCACCGAAACUAUCACCGGCCUGAUCGACACCAGACACGAGGUGCCACCAGAUCCAAGGGCGUUUGAGAAACCCAGAAGAGCUUGCACUCCACAAUCAAACAGUCGUCCUCUCCCCGCACCACCUCCUGACAGACAAACAGACAGAGUUCACGACAGACUGGACAAAGACAAACACGAAAGAACUGAAAUAGUGGACAGAAACGAACGAUCCAACUCCGAGAACAGAUUACUGGAUCGAUAUCCAGACAGAUACGUCCACGAUAGGCAUAUAGACUUCAGGAAUCCACCAGAAAGACCUGACAGGCCUGACAGACAGGAUCGCAUGCAGAAUUCUGAUAGAUCCAGCUUUGAUAGAGAGACUAGAUUGGAUAAGGCACCGCCAAGACAGAGGUCCUUGCCGUCUACAACGAGUGGUAGCAUAGACCAGCCCACCAAAUCCACAACAAUGCCAAAAUUUCCACCUGAAGACGUAAAGAAUCCACCGUACGAGAAUGUUGCAGUGGAAAACGAAUUAGCGGUUGCACCGAAAAAAAUUAACCCCCUAACCCACGACAAGCACGGAAGAAAAUAUCUGGACAAUGUUUCCUAUGAGAACAUUAAUCUGGACUACAUAGCUCGUCUGGUGGGUGAAGGAUACCCCAAGGACAUAGUGGUCAGGGCGCUAGGAAUCACCAGGAACGAUCUGGAGAUGGCCUGCGACAUACUCCACGAGUUCGGUUCGAAAACCCAACACAAGAUAUAAAAAUCCGCGGGUAGUUUUAUAUUCUAUAUAAAAAAAAAAAUUAGUAAAAUUUUUUUGACAAUCGAAUCUUUUGUAAAUAUUUUUUUUUCACGUCGACGAUAAACGUAUAGUAUUAUAGUUUAAUAACGAGCUAUAUAUUUAUUCGCUAUGUAAUAAUUUCCAGUGCUCUCAGUAUUUUUGUAAUGUAAAUAUAUAUAUGAUAUGUAUCGUCAUAAUUAUUUCAUAUUAUAUAAUAUGUCAAAUAUAUUUUUUCUAUGCCGAUUAAUCUCGACAAUGACUUAUGAUACGCAAUACUAAAUUUAAUUAAUUGUAUAUAGAACUGGUAAUUUACUGAGCUUAGGUCUUUGUAUUUGAUCUUUUCAUGAUAUUUUUCUAAUGGAUUUGUUAAAUAUUGCGUGAAUGUUUGACUGAUGGAUAGAUUUUAAUACGGCUAGUCUUAAUUUCGCUUUAUGAUUUGUUAUAAAUAUAACAAUAACUAAUACUAGAUGAGGACAUAUCCACCAGCUAUGCGAUUGUCGUUCGGAAGUUUUGAAACAAAAUGACGGGCGACAAUUGUGAGGGGAUUUAAGAUAAGUGCACACUGUAGACGGUGAAAGGAAUGAGUGAAGUUUUCCAACUAGAUUAAAAUUCUGCCCUAACACAUUCGGUAUAUUUUUUGUUUCUUUUCUUAUAAAUUAUAAGAUAUUAACGGUUAUAAAAUUCAAAAAAAAAAAUUUUUAGAAUUUUUCGAUUAUUAAAUUAUAUUAAAUUAUUAAUAAUAAUAAUAAUUAAAAAAAGAUAUUCCUAAAGUGCUGUUCUACUUCGUGAUCUAAAUAACAAGAACUAGUGACGCUUUAGAACUUCCAAAACUCAUUCAACCUUGAAGCUCUGUUUGAGUAAAAAAAUACUGAAUAUCAUAAUUAAAAUAUAAAUUAUAUUACAUAUAUGCGUAACAGACAAUUUCAAUAUGUUAUUUUUUUUCGUCACAUAUUUAUCACUUUCAACUUAAUAAUAUAUAAACUGUAAUUUAUUAUAAUAUUUUAUCAUAUAGCAACAAUGUUUAUUGACUUUUCUGUAUAUGGCAACAACGGUGGAUCAUGUAAUUACGUCAUUCUAUAGCUGAGACACUUUAUUUCCUUUGGCUUAAAUAAUCGGGAGGCUAGACUUGUUUUACGCUUUAAAGAUAUGUUUCAAAAUAUAUUUAAGUAAAUCGAUAA